This is a messenger RNA of Beta vulgaris subsp. vulgaris (sugar beet), 764 nucleotides long. RefSeq names its product EG45-like domain containing protein. The record is from RefSeq and is a predicted model, not a curated record. The transcript is spliced from 3 exons. NCBI's taxonomy places the organism in Eukaryota, Viridiplantae, Streptophyta, Magnoliopsida, Caryophyllales, Amaranthaceae. Gene Ontology annotation, biological process: systemic acquired resistance. Gene Ontology annotation, cellular component: cell wall; apoplast. Bases 82 to 477 code for a protein of 131 amino acids.
UUCAUAAAAUCUUCAUACUUUUUCCUACUGAAAUUUGAAAGAUUUCUAAUUAGAAAGUAGUUUUCACUUCUCAUAACAAAUAUGAAGUCCGCUUCGUUUACACGUUCCAUGAUAAUCAUGGCCAUCUUUGCAUCAUUUGCAUCAGUUGCAAUUGCCAUUUCCGGACAGGCCACAUAUUACACCGUAUAUGUUCCAUCGUCAUGCUAUGGUUUUGACAACCAAGGUACUAUGAUAGCAGCCGCAAGUGCAGAUAUCUUCCAAAAUAGGGCAGCUUGUGGUAGGUCGUACCGUGUCACAUGUGUUAGUGGCACCAACCAAGGUGUACCCCAACCUUGCCGAGGUGGUAGUGUUACCGUCAGAGUUGUAGACCUUUGCCCCGGUUGCUCAGCAAAUGGCCUUGAUCUUUCCCAAGAAGCCUUUUCCAUGAUCGCCGACCCUAACGCCGGUAGAAUUAACAUUGAAUUCACCCCGGUUUGAAGAAUUCAAACACAACAAGGAGAACUGAUGGCGAAUAAAUAAUGUUACUAUAUGACUUGUAUAUUGAUUAUUAAAAUAAGUUGUGUCCGUGUGACAUUUAACUCGAGAUUGAGGUAGUACUUUUUAUAAGUAAUCAAGUAAUAAGUGUACUGGAAUAUAUGAUUAUCUCAUGAACUUUGGUGCAUAUUACCAAAUUGGUUCUUAUGUGGUAUUUUAUAUUCCUAAGUAGAACGUUUUACAUUACAACUAUUAUAAAGAAUAAGAAUAAGACUUUCUAUUGAUGUAAA